AAGAUAAUUUACGUUGUUUUUAUGUUUUCUUCCCUUUUUUCUUUCCUUUUCAAAUAACAGUUUAAUCGAUAUAAUUUACUAAACAUUGUUGGCAAGCGUUCGAUUGACUUUCAAAGUGGAGCGAAAGCCGCUCCGUCUGCCAAUAUCGUUAUAAUUAAAGUAGAAAACGAGAUGAGAACGAACGGAGCCUCUUUCGCACGUAGAAAAGGGUUGCGCGUGCAAGUGAAGCAAUUUCGCGUGUUCCCUGCCGAAAUUGCGUUAUGAUCGAACGUAAUUCCGCAAUCGGGGCACAGGUGUACGUGCCGAAGGAAUAUCGAUGACAGUGCCGUAACCGGAAACCGGUGGCACGUCGCGGACGUCCGUUAUAACUCACGGCAAGUGUACAGACUACUCGAAACGAGUGGAAAAUUAACUAACGUAUAAAACAGUUCCUCUGGUUAUUUAAUUUUCCUUUAAAUUGGAAAAAAUUCUCAAAGUUAAUCAAAUACGAAUCCACUGUCUUUAGAAAUGACUCGUCCACACUCUGAGCAAUCUUUAAAUCCAAAGUCUGGCAAACUCUUAAAUCAAAUGCCUAAGCUGCAAAGUUAAUGGUACGAAUUUACGAUCCUUUGAUAUUAAACCGAACCGAGCCGAACCGAACUCAACUGAACUCAACUGAACAAAACCUCGCAAACAAGAAAAAGAAGUCAACUAAAUUCUCAAGCCAAACGAAAUCUCGUAAAAGUGUUCGAUCUUCUUGACGGUUUAGUUCCACGCCAUGUGACGAUCGGGUGAAAACUAAUGAAAAGCAGGGUGGCUGGCGGUGUUCGAUAAGGCGGCCGUAACAACUAUAAAUCGAAAAGUGCAUCGGUUCGUGAAAGUCGUGUAUAGGGGCCCGCGACACUCGCGUUCCAACUCGCGUAUUCUGAAAAAGCUUCUGCGCAAGGACACAGCCAGGAUACCUAUAAAAGCAUGAUCGGGACUGGUUCGCUUUCCAGUCACGUAUAAAACCCUGUUUCUGGUAUCGAAGGAAGCGAAUUCGAAGAGAAGUUGCUCCAAGUCGACGGCUAACUGGAUCUCAACUUGUGUGAUCUCGCGCAAAAGAGGAAAAAAUUUGCCGAUCGAUGGGAAGGGUAUGGGGUAGAAUCGAUUUUACUAAGAGACUAUGUCCUUGGAAGCUUCGAGUGAUCGUAAUCGAGUGCUUCAAGGGUUUGGUUCGUUGAGAAUUCGGUUCAAUGUGGGCGAAGACAACGAUGGAGACAGGAAGAAACUCCAGGGCAAUCGUCGUUGCUGUCGUCUACCUCAGCCUAUUUCUGGACAACGUGUUGCUCACGGUUGUUGUGCCGAUUAUUCCUGACUAUCUUUGCACCUUGGACGGAAACUCGACGAUAAACAAUGAAGGCGACGAGAAUGGUCGAGUGGGAUUGUUGUUAAGCUCAAAGGCGCUGAUGCAAUUAAUACUAAAUCCAGCAGUGGGCAUCUUUACCGCUACUUUUGGAUACACCAAACCAUUGCUCCUUGGAAAUCUAAGUCUCCUGAUAGCAGCGAUGCUGUUCGCGUUUGGCCAAACUUACGAAGUGCUGUUUCUGGCUCGAAGCAUCCAGGGUAUUUCCUCCGCGUGUAUCGGCGUUUCCGGUAUGUCGUUGGUCGCUUCACAGUACCCUGAAGAGGACAAGAGGUCCAAGAUUAUGGGCUUCGUUCUUGGAAGCAUAGCGUUGGGUGUUCUUGUUGGAUAUCCGAUUGGUUCUGUCCUUUACGAUCUCGAAGGAAAAAUGGCACCUUUUCUAUUGGUCUCUUGUUUCAUCGUCGUUACUAUUUGUCUGCAGAUUUUUACAUUGGACGUCAAAAUGAACACCGAGUCGAGCGAUCGAGAAACGUCUUGGACACAUCUGCUAUGCGAUCCGUACGUACUAAUAAUUGUUGGAGCUAUAUGGUGUUCAACAUCACCAAUGGCUAUCUUAGAGCCCUGCCUACCAAUCUGGUUACGAACUCACAUAAAACCUAAGAAAUGGCAACUGGGAACAGUGUUCAUUCCAGAUAGCGUGGGCUAUCUAAUUGGGACCAACUUUUUCGGUAUGAUAGCUUACCGCUACGGACGAAGUAAAACUGCUGUUCUAGCCAUGCUCUUAGUUGGUAUAAGUGUCAUUUUGAUACCAUCCUCGCAGACAAUGUCGCAACUGGCAGUUCCACACUUAGGAAUGGGUUUAGGUAUUGGGGUAGCGGACGCUGCUCUAGUGCCAUUGUUAGCUAGCUUUGUGGACCAAAAUGGUAAUUAUGGUCCGGUUUACUCGAUUCAACAAGUGGCUGUUAGUCUGGCCUAUUCUCUUGGUCCCAUCGUGGGAGGAGAAAUGGUGAAGACGAUCGGUUUCCAAUGGGUUAUGCGAAUUAUCGGCUUAAUGAACGUCGGCUACUGUCCUUUGCUGAUAUACCUCACCUUAGAAAGAAGAAAAUUAUUAACUCAGCAAGAUGAAAAGAAGGAUUACGAGACCUUUCAGAAAUCAGUGGCGAAGUACGAGCGUUUUCGAGACUCUGACGACGAUCUCUGAUAUAAUUUAACGGCUUCUACCAAUUAUCAAGAUUAACUUCUCUUUUAUACAUAUAUUGUAAUUCUAUAAGGAUAAGUCGUAAUAUCUGGUUUUUGUUAAAUUAAACCAAUUUAAGAAGUGACAAAAAAUAAAGGUAAAAACAUUAAACGAUCCUUAAAUAUUUUUCCCAAUGAAUAAAUAAAAUACUAAACAUUAAAUAGGUACACAUCCUACGACAUAAUACUUGUAAUAUCCUGUACCUAUCAGUGCCGAUGAUCGACCCAAGUAUCUUUUUCUUAUUCGUUAGCGAAGCAAAGAAAUAGUUAUAUUUAGCUACGCGCAUCUUAUAUAAAAGUUACUGAAUUAAUUUAAAAAUAGAAAUAAAAUAUUGUAUUUUGUCAACAUAUUUUUAUGAACGGUAUUGCACUUAUUUGCUUACAAAAAAUUAAAUAUUAUGUCAUUUGCCAUUACAGAGAAGUUUAAUCGGUUAAUAUUAACUAUUAUUAACAAAGUAGUUUUCAUGGACACUGUUACGAAUUUAUGUCUCAGAAACGCUCGGAAACAACAUUAGCAACAUCAUUGUAUUCCAACUCAACUAUACUACGGAGAGUAGCUCAACGUCGUAAGUUAUAACGAAGUAAAUUAGCAUCCUGGAAAUUGCUAAGUAACGUCCCGCGGACAUUACGCGACGACGUUCACAAUUGUUUCCUAAAUUUCAAGAAAUUGGACUGUUCUUUAUCGAAAUUAUAUAUACACAUUUUCUAUCUACGCAUUUAAAAUUAAUUGAAUAACAGUGAUAACUGAAUAGUUAUUUCGUCGGAGAACGAGUAAUGAAAUGUACACAUAGAAUAUUUAAUUUGGUUCUUUUCUGAAGAAUGGUGGUAAUGUACAACGAAUGCCAGAAAUUUGUUGGGAAAUUGUAGUUCCUCCGAUAUUCAAAACUUAUUAAAUGAAAUAAAAUAUUUAAAAAAUUACCACACCUCCCUGUUGUGCCGUUGGCACGUCGUAUUUUUUAUUUUCACUGGCAAAAAUGCUACAAAAGGUCGUUUUCACGUGGAACGGAAACCGCGUCGUGUCACACAAACAAGAAACUGAGUGCACGCGGUUCAUACGCGGUUCUCUCAAUAAACGGAACCGUUGUUCGACGCUCGGUCGGCUAGUCGAACGACUAAUUGCUAAUUCCUAAUUAUUCGCUAAAUUGCUCACAAGUAAAUUAGCAGCGUAAUUAGGUCGACGUGUCGGUAAUACAAUAGCAUCGAGACAUUGAUAUUUGAUAACAAUCAUCUCGUAUUUAUAGUCAAAAGAAACAAAGAAAUUAUCAAGAAAAAUAACAAAUUCGUCGAUAUUUCACUGUGAUUAAAUACUAAUUAGGUAUCUAGAUAAUUGUUUCCGAUUAGUAGGUUAUGUUAAAUGUCAGAAGGUAAUUUCGCGAGAAAUUAUUAUUUAGAAAUAGGAAUAUUCUUUGACGUCGGAUAUGCUAAUAUUAGUACAUCGUCAAAUAGAAAUUAGCAAUCUAAAAAUCAUAAGUUUCUUAAUGUUCGCUUUAACAAAUGUGGAUUAAAAUAUACUUCUACGACAAUGUAUUCUACAAUAACUACCCACGCUGAAAUAUUUAACGAGUGAAAAACGCCUUUGCGUUGAACCUGCGGGAUGAAAAAUAAAUAGGAUAUCCUAUUUCAUAUCACUAUGUUUUGGUCCCUAAAAUGAAGAUACCGAACUAAAGAGAACUCUAUUAACACACUUUCAGCGAACUGUCCGUCCAAUUAUUUUUAUUUCCUUGCUUUUUCGUGUUCCACAAUGUCCGAAUCUCGAUCUCUUUUACUACCCUCAAGGAAGGUUUUAUGAGCUAUUACAUUUUUACGUUGCUUACGUUUUUUAUGUUGUGCUUUCACGAAAAAAGCCACAACAUCGAAUUUAUCCUUGUACUGGUACCGAAUGACGGAACAAAAUGAAACACUGUUUAUGUUACACCUGGGAGAAGAAGUACACGAAAAUCUGCUUCGAAUUAUACAGUAUAUUUACGAAAUUAAAGUCGCGUAAACUACCGAUAGUUUCGUAUACACGCUCGAUACAACCAAUUAAACGCUUCCAUGAAUCGUAGCAAACAGAGAACGACCAUCCCGCCUCGUAACCUAAAGAAUAUUAAAUCCUCUCUUAAAGGUGGUGGGUUGGUGGUGGGAUGACGUUAACGUCGCCGUAAUCCUACAAUAACGUUGGUUAAAUUAUAUUCCAUAAAUAGAAAAUCGAUGUUCGCACGGUUGCAAUCCGGCUCGAAAUAAAGACCAUGAACAGAGGGUGAGAGUUUGGUUCGGAACGGCUAUUGCCGAGGAGUUGGUCAGGUAAAGGAGUCAUGAACCGGCAGAGGGACGAGGGGUGUGUGUGAAAAUGACCGUCGUAUACUGGCACAAAUUUAGUAGACGCUGGAAAUCAGUAUUGCAGCUAGAACCAUUCCACGUGGAAUCCAGAAGCCUCUGGGAAAUCCUACAUCGCCCUUUGUUUUCCUCCGCGUUCGCACCCCCUGUUGAGAUACGCUUAAUCGUUCGAAGAAAUAACAUCGUCCAGCUAUUCGUUACUUGGUUGCUUAACUGAUGUACGAUGUAUGGAAAUUUUGUUUGGAGCUGGUAAUUGCUCCGGGAUAGGGAGUUUGAUAAACGUUGAACGAAAAUUGACAAAAUUGGAAUUUUGAUAUUACAAGGAAUAGAAUGCGAUACAUAUUGAAAAGGAGAUUGUUUCUUUAAUUCAUUAGCCGUUUUAUUUU
Bombus huntii is the source of this 5262-nucleotide messenger RNA. RefSeq names its product chromaffin granule amine transporter-like. Lineage: Eukaryota; Metazoa; Arthropoda; Insecta; Hymenoptera; Apidae. Gene Ontology annotation, cellular component: synaptic vesicle membrane; terminal bouton. The record is from RefSeq and is a predicted model, not a curated record. Gene Ontology annotation, molecular function: serotonin:sodium:chloride symporter activity. The transcript has 7 exons. Gene Ontology annotation, biological process: transmembrane transport; aminergic neurotransmitter loading into synaptic vesicle. The coding region runs from base 1215 to 2525 and encodes 436 amino acids.